Mesocricetus auratus (golden hamster) is the source of this 1600-nucleotide messenger RNA. RefSeq names its product signal transducing adaptor family member 1 (gene Stap1). The record is from RefSeq and is a predicted model, not a curated record. Gene Ontology annotation, molecular function: signaling adaptor activity; protein kinase binding. NCBI's taxonomy places the organism in Eukaryota, Metazoa, Chordata, Mammalia, Rodentia, Cricetidae. The transcript is spliced from 9 exons. Gene Ontology annotation, biological process: cell surface receptor protein tyrosine kinase signaling pathway; positive regulation of B cell receptor signaling pathway. Bases 82 to 966 code for a protein of 294 amino acids.
UCCUCUCACACAACGGAGAUUUCAUCUUGUCUGAGGGUGGAUACAACUGAAAGUGAACUGAACUUUGCCAAGGCCACGGGCAUGAUGGCUAAGAAGCCCCCGAAACCAGCGCCCCGCAGGAUCUUCCAGGAGAGGCUGAGGAUCACUGCUCUGCCUCUGUACUUUGAAGGGUUUUUGUUAGUCAAACGGUCUGAUCACCAGGAGUACAAACACUAUUGGACAGAGUUGAGAGGAACCACACUUUUCUUCUACACGGACAAAAAAAGCACAAUAUAUGUUGGCAAGUUAGACAUAAUAGACCUUGUGUGCCUUACUGACCAAAAUUCAACUGAAAAGAGUUGUGCAAAGUUCACUCUUGUUUUGCCUAAAGAGGAAGUGCACCUGAAGACAGAAAACACAGAAAGUGGGGAAGAAUGGAGGGGCUUCAUUCUUACAGUAACAGAGCUGUCAGUUCCUCAACACGUGUCUCUUCUACCUGGGCAAGUGAUUAGACUACAUGAAGUCUUAGAGAAAGAAAAGAAAAGAAGGCUUGAGACAGAACAGCUGCCGAUUAUGCCUGUGGAAAAAGAGGAGCCAGUACAAGAUGAUGUGGAUAUACCAAACCCUAUGCCAGCAUGUUUUUAUGCAGUUUCCCGGAAAGAAGCAACUGCAAUGCUGGAGAAGAAUCCUUCUUGGGGAAAUAUGAUCCUGAGGCCCGGGAGUGACAGUAAAAACUACUCCAUCACUAUCCGGCAGGAGAUAGAAAUGCCAAGAAUCAAGCACUACAAAGUGAUGAACACUGCAAAGAACUACACCAUUGAAUUGGAGAAACCGGUAACACUCCCAAACCUUUUCAGCGUCAUUGAUUAUUUUGUGAAGGAGACUCGAGGGAAUCUGAGACCAUUUAUACCUUCAACUGACGACAACCUUGGUCAAGAGCCCAACACAGAAGAAAGAAGUGAGAAGCUUAAGAAAAAUCCACACUAGGCAUGGAAUAACAUGAAAACUGCCUCCAGAUAUCUUGGUAUUUAUUGUCUUCCAAAGGCUUUCACUUUUAAAGAUAAUUACCUCUAUUUCCCUGUCCCUAGUUUCCAAAUCACUUGUUUGGGCACAAGAAUAAAACGUGAUAGCACAUAAUUUCAUUGUUUUAUCAGCAGGAAACCAAUUUGCUAGUUACUAGCAGCGGUCUGUAGAGUAACUUGAUACAUUCAUUUCUCUGUAUUAAGUGGAAAAAUUUACUUUCUAAAGUCAGAUCUUUGUUUCUCCUUGUCUUCAAUUAAAUACAUUUCAAAUAUACAAUUUCCACAGCAGAUUAUCUAGGUCCCCUAAAUUCUACUUAUCUUCUAAACUGUAACUAGGUUUUUUUUUUUGGUAAAAUCUGAUUGGAUCAACUAAUUAAGUGUAAGGUUUUUUUUAUUAUCUAGUUGGUGGUCACAGACAUGGAAUGAAUCGGGAAAUGUCUGUCUGGUAGAAAUGCUAUAUGCCACAUAUUAACGUUUAUGGAACUAAAUGUAAUUCAUUUUUAUGUUCUUCCUUGACACUAUAUUUCUACUAGUUCAAAUCUAAUCCAUGUAUCAUUAAAGGAUGACAAAAUAAACACCUUGUCUCAAAUUUCAUGCUA